Molecule: messenger RNA, 1156 nt
Organism: Macrobrachium nipponense
Lineage: Eukaryota; Metazoa; Arthropoda; Malacostraca; Decapoda; Palaemonidae
Product: cysteine-rich protein 2-binding protein-like
Molecular function (GO): histone acetyltransferase activity
Source: RefSeq, a predicted model, not a curated record
AUGAGUGUCUUUGUAAAGGAAGCAGAUUUGAUUCAGAGAAGUGAUAAAGUAGUCGCUGCAACUAUGGCUGAAUCCAUCAUUACUGGUCAUGGUAAUGAUCUUUCUUAUGUUUGUUUCAGGGACUUGAAACCGUAUAUUAUGAGAGAUUAUGAAUCUGAACCUCUCAAACUUCGACUAUUGCAAGAGAUUAUUAAAUAUCCAAAUCGUAAUGAUGAAAACUGGACACCACCCCCUCGAUACCCAAUAGACUACUGUUAUGUGACACCAAAAUAUCCAGCUAUGAAUCAAAUGGCACGACAUUUCUUUUGGCCAGGCAUUGAUUUGUCUGAAGUUCUUCAAUAUCCAGAUCACACUUGUGUGGUGCUGUACCGUCAACUGGUUAUUGGAUUUGGUAUAUUAGUGCCUGACACAAAUUUCAAUACAGCAUACCUGUCCUUCCUUUUAGUUCAUCCUGAGUGGCAGAGAGCUGGCAUUGCUACUUUUGUAUUGUACCAUCUUAUACAGACAUGUAUGGGGAAGGACAUAACUCUUCAUGUGUCUGUUGCAAACCCAGCUUUAAUUCUGUAUCAAAAGUUUGGCUUCAAAGUUGAAGAGUUCUUGUUAGAUUUUUAUGAUAAAUAUCUACCUGAGGAUAGUAAUGACUGUAAGCAUGCCAUGUUUUUACGUUUAAGUAGAUAGUGUGUUGUAAUAUAUUAAUUCUUACAUAUACAGUACCUUGAAAUCAUUAUGCAGUGUGAAAAUCUUCUUCUUCAGCUAUGUAAAGCAAAGACAGCAUUUAUGAAGUACAGAAUUAUCAGAUAUUACUGUUUCCAGUCAUUUUUCAUCUAUGUGAUGGUGUAUUAUCCUCGGUUUGUUAUUUGUAUUUGCAAUACACUGUAUACUGCAAAUCAGUCAUGUAUUUGGGUUUUUUAUUACAGCAGAAAACUGUAAUGAUUAAAGAAAAAAUAUACAAUUUGCGGACCAUGAAUUUCUUCCUUCUAGUCAUACAUGUAACUUGAAAAUUUCAUAUGGCUCUUCACAAUGUUAAAUUUAGAUAACCGUCUUCUGAAAAUCAUUGAGCCACAAGGAGCACCCAUGCAUGUGUCUAUCUUGAUACAGAUAACUGCUAUAGAUACUUUCAGCUUUAUACUCAUUUGUUAAUAAAUAUCAAAACUAG